AUGAGUGGCCGCGUGCCGCUGGCGGAGAAGGCCCUGUCUGAGAGCUAUGCCCGGCUCCGGUACCGAGAUACCUCCUUGCUCAUCUGGCAGCAGCAGCAGCAGAAACUGGAAUCCGUGCCCCCCGGGACAUACCUGAGCAGGAGCCGAAGCAUGUGGUACUCCCAGUACGGAAACGAGGCCAUCCUGGUCCGGGACAGGAACAAGCUUGAGGUCUCCCGGGACACGGGCCAGUCCAAGUUUUGUACGGUCAUGUAA
Puma concolor (puma) is the source of this 255-nucleotide messenger RNA. Lineage: Eukaryota; Metazoa; Chordata; Mammalia; Carnivora; Felidae. The record is from RefSeq and is a predicted model, not a curated record.